UCUCGCACUAGCACGGAGCUGCGCCUGCGCUAGCUCCUGGCCCUGGGGAGCAUGGCGGCGUCUUCGAGUGGUGAGAAGGAGAAGGAACGGCUGGGAAGCAGCUCUGGAGCGGCAGGCGGCAACAGCACGAGAGAGCGGUUGUUAUCUGCGCUUGAAGAUCUGGAGGUCUUGUCGAGGGAACUUAUAGAAAUGCUGGCAAUUUCAAGAAACCAAAAGUUGUUACAACCUGGAGAGGAAAACCAGGUUCUGGAGUUACUAAUUCACAGAGAUGGAGAAUUUCAAGAACUGAUGAAACUGGCACUUAAUCAGGGCAAGAUCCAUCAUGAAAUGCAGGUUUUAGAAAAAGAAGUAGAGAAGAGAGAUAGUGAUAUUCAGCAGCUACAAAAACAACUAAAGGAAGCCGAACAAAUACUGGCAACAGCUGUUUACCAAGCAAAAGAAAAACUCAAGUCGAUAGAAAAAGCAAGAAAAGGUGCUAUUUCCUCUGAAGAAAUAAUCAAGUAUGCACAUAGGAUUAGUGCAAGUAAUGCUGUGUGUGCCCCACUGACCUGGGUUCCAGGGGACCCACGGAGACCAUACCCAACUGAUUUGGAGAUGAGAAGCGGAUUAUUAGGUCAGAUGAACAAUCCUUCCGCUAAUGGUGUGAAUGGUCACUUACCAGGGGACGCACUUGCAGCGGGCAGACUGCCAGAUGUUCUUGCUCCACAGUACCCAUGGCAGUCAAAUGAUAUGUCAAUGAAUAUGUUGCCACCAAAUCACAGUAAUGACUUUCUGUUGGAACCUCCUGGGCAUAAUAAAGAAAACGAGGAUGAUGUAGAGGUCAUGUCAACGGACUCUUCAAGCAGUAGUAGUGACUCUGAUUAAAAAAAGAAAAAUGGAAGACAGCAUACAGAAUUGAAUCCUGUAGAAUUCUGUUUCUUAAACAAUAGCACAGAAAUGUAAAUUACAGAUUUGUAAGGAAUAGCCAGGUAAACAUUGUUAUGGUGAAAUUGUCCAGCCCAGUAAAAACUGAGUGGACUGUCUUUAAAGCCAAAAACCAUGGUUUUAGUUCUAAUCCACUAGGCAGAUAUCUGAGGAUUAGUCAGAUUAUUCAGUAUCAGUGCUGUUUACGCCAUUCUGAUCUGUUUGUGCUGUAUUUGUACAGAAGGUUCUGCAUUUGAGGGACAUCAUCCAUGUACAUAGCACUUAGGCUUCCUGGAAUUAGAAAAGCAUUUUACAAAGGCAGCAGAUUACUGAAUGUGUAUCUUAUUUCAAAGUAAAAAUUCUCAUUUGAAAAUGAAGUUUCGGCAUUUGUUCUGUGAACAGGAGACAUGGUCUCAGUUUGUACUGUUUGUAAUUAUUGUAAUA
This is a messenger RNA of Lepus europaeus (European hare), 1347 nucleotides long. RefSeq names its product mediator complex subunit 4 (gene MED4). The record is from RefSeq and is a predicted model, not a curated record. Gene Ontology annotation, cellular component: mediator complex; core mediator complex. The transcript has 7 exons. Lineage: Eukaryota; Metazoa; Chordata; Mammalia; Lagomorpha; Leporidae. Gene Ontology annotation, biological process: regulation of transcription by RNA polymerase II. Bases 52 to 864 code for a protein of 270 amino acids. Gene Ontology annotation, molecular function: transcription coregulator activity.